Molecule: messenger RNA, 255 nt
Organism: Emericellopsis atlantica
Lineage: Eukaryota; Fungi; Ascomycota; Sordariomycetes; Hypocreales; Bionectriaceae
Exons: 2
Coding region: 1-255 (84 amino acids)
Source: RefSeq, a predicted model, not a curated record
AUGAAGCCAAGGAACAGCGCGGACAGCUCUCCCUUGGCCAGCCCCAAGAACUCGCUGGAGAAUUGGGAGAACAGGCUGAUUGGCAAGACGCUCCAUGCCACUGACACUGGCCCAACUACGUUCUGCAUCAAAGAUCUUCCUGAAGAGAGGCGAAUCAUCAAACCCAAUGACGCUAUGACAGAAGAUUAUAUUGAGGAGAGGCUGAAUGUGUAUGUUGACGAGCAUUUUGUCGUCUCCCAAGUUGAGUUUGGAUGA